CAUUGUUGAACGUAGCACACACUGCAGCAGAGUACAAAUUUAAGCUGUGAGAAACAUCUUUCAAAUUUUCAAGAAGAAAGAAAUCAAAUACAGAAAAUGAUUAAAAACACCUCACUGGAUGAUGCAACAAUGGACAUGCUUAAGAAUUCUGAUAUUAGGGUCAUCUUACCAAUUGUGUAUUCGCUAGUUGUUAUUAUCAGUAUCCCUGGAAAUAUUUUCUCACUCUGGAUUCUCUCCUUUCAUAUCAAACCCAAAACAACAUCAAUUCUUCUCAUGAUUAACCUUAGCCUCACGGAUCUUGCACUGGCCUCCUGCCUUCCCCUUCAGAUUAUAUACCACCUGAAGAAGAACCACUGGUCUUACAGCAAACGGCUGUGCAGCUUUGUCACAAUAAUGUUUUAUGCAAACAUGUAUUCCUCCAUAUUGACUAUGACCUUCAUCAGCUUUGAGCGCUAUUUGGGGGUGGUACACCCACUGACCUCCCAAAAAUGGAGAAAAAAGAGAUAUGCAAUUGCUACCUGCAUUGUAAUGUGGUUUUCUGUAUUAUUCUCCUUGUGGCCCCUUGCCUCAACUGACCUGACCUUUGAAGUAAAAGACCUGAACAUUACAACCUGUUUUGAUGUCCUUAAAUGGGAAAUGCUUCCCAGUAUUGCUGCAUGGGGAGCUUUUCUCCUGCUGCCCUUCUUUUUCUUUUUCUUGCUUCCAUUCACAGUUACAGUUGCUUGCUACAUUGCCAUUAUUUGGAAGCUUAUUCAAGUUUCUCACAAAUAUGGCAAUGGGCAGAAGACACGGUCAGUCUACUUGGCUAUAAUAGUGCUCUUGGUUUUCAUCAUUUGUUUUGCACCCAACAACUUUAUCCUAUUGGUGCACAUCGUCAGCCGUCUCACAAAAAAAGAAGGUUACUAUCAUAUUUACAAACUCACCUUGUGCCUUAGUUGUCUCAACAACUGCAUAGAUCCAUUCAUUUACUACUUUGCAUCCAAAGAGUUUUAUCAGACGUCCAUGCAGGUAGUAGGACGGAAGGUGCUACAGAGUGACAGUUCGGAGACUAGAAGGGAAAGUGUAUUGUCUAGCAGGAGAUCAGGAAGAUCUCUAUCAAGUGGACAAAAGGAUGGGUUGGAUGUGCUUAGAUCAUGUUUGCAAAGGCAUGAAAGUGUUUUUUAACACUAAAGCUCAUUCUAUUUCAUGAAACAAGCAAAGAAUGGUUAUCUCAAGCAACUACUGUACAAGCAAGAUUAGGGAACUCUAUUCAAUACCAGGAAAAAUUCUUGUCUUCAAAUAUGGCAACUAUUAUACCUAUUGUAAUAUGUAGCAACAAGUAAAAUGUAUAGGAAUAUUACAAUGCCACAAAUCCAUAGCAGCAUUCAGCAAUGAUUCUGAGUUAGUUGUAUGCUUAGAAUACAUACCCUGAAAUCAAUGUUGACUGACUUCAGUGGGUCUAACUCUACACAUGACUAAACCUGAAUCUUCUUUCUUUGAGGAAACCCAAUAUAUAUAAUAAUCUUUAAAUUAUAUCAUAAGAAAAUGUAACUAUUUUAGCAAAAUUACAAUCUUUGAACUGAACUUCAUCAUCUGCCCAGUAUUUCUUUGGGGUUUCCUGGGUCUUUUAUGGUUAAUUCAUAUCCAGUUGAGAAUUGUUGUCACCACUGAUGUUUGUUUUUUUAUACAAAAUAGCUAGUCAAUUGUCAUUUCCUUGAACCUAUCAGCCUCCUUAUGUCAUAUAUCAUUAUCAGUUGAUCAGUCCAUUUCUUUUGAUUAUGUAAAUGUAAUUUUGGUUAUAUAAACUUCCCACCGCCAUUCUUUUUCUCCAGUGUACCAACUGUGGUCCUCAUAACUGAAUAUAUUUCAGGGAUUUACCUGCUAAGUCAUUUUUAUGUAUCGUCUAUUGAAGAGAAGGAUUAGCGAGAUAUGAUAGUUGUCUUCUAGUACUCCAAAGCACCAAGCACUGCCUUAUUUUCCAAGGCAGGACAAGAAGUAAUGGUGGAAGUUUGUUAAAGACAGAUCCAAUCUAGAAGUAAGGAGAAAUUUUCUGACAGUAAAAACAAUUAAUCAGUGGAAUUGCUUGCCUCAUGGAGUUGUGGGAGCUCCAUCUUUGGAGGUUUUCAAAAAUAGACUGGACAACCAUUUGACCUGGAUGAUGGUAUAGGAAUUGGAUAGGGAAUUGGACUAGAAAACCCCUUCUUAAGAUUCUAUGUUUUAUGUCUUGCUGUAUUGAACAUUUGCCUAUUCCAUGUUUGUCUGUAUUGCUUUUGCAUUUAACAUUUUACAACUAUGUGCCAACAUUGAUAGCAUACACUGUUUAAACAAUUUUCUCUUAAAUAGAAUUUUUUUUUAAUUGGCCAAGUGUGAUUGGACACACAAGGAAUUUGUCUUGGUGCAUAUGCUCUCAGUGUACAUAAAAGAAAAGAUACAUUCAUCAAGGUACAACAUUUACAACACAAAUGAUGGUCAAUAUAUCAAUAUAAAUCAUAAAGAGGAUGAAUGUGCUGCCUUUGAAUUCAGGGUAAAAUCAUCCAAAUGCUCUGCAACCUAGUUUUUCUGGUUCAAAAUUUCCUCUAUUAUAACACUUUCACUUGUAACCUUUUGACUAAGGUCGAUGUAGCAGUUGUUUCACAAUUUUCAAUCUGUAUUGAUAAAAUUUGGGAAUUGUUGGACAUGACCUUCAAUGGUGAACUAUAUUGCUUUCAAAACAUACUGUGAACCUAAUCUGAUCUGAAAGGACUUUAUAGAAAUAUUAAGUUUAUUGUGUACAUUUUAUGUUCUGUUAAGGAAAAAUUAAAUACAGUGUUUCAUUCAG
This is a messenger RNA of Ahaetulla prasina, 2797 nucleotides long. Its product is annotated as P2Y purinoceptor 8-like. Bases 97 to 1164 code for a protein of 355 amino acids. The record is from RefSeq and is a predicted model, not a curated record. Gene Ontology annotation, cellular component: membrane. The transcript has 2 exons. Gene Ontology annotation, biological process: phospholipase C-activating G protein-coupled receptor signaling pathway; positive regulation of Rho protein signal transduction. NCBI's taxonomy places the organism in Eukaryota, Metazoa, Chordata, Lepidosauria, Squamata, Colubridae. Gene Ontology annotation, molecular function: G protein-coupled receptor activity; ubiquitin binding; phosphatidylinositol binding.